Messenger RNA from Beta vulgaris subsp. vulgaris (sugar beet), 3677 nucleotides. RefSeq names its product probable receptor-like protein kinase At5g59700. The record is from RefSeq and is a predicted model, not a curated record. Gene Ontology annotation, cellular component: plasmodesma; plasma membrane. Gene Ontology annotation, biological process: protein autophosphorylation. Bases 1078 to 3507 code for a protein of 809 amino acids. The transcript has a single exon. Lineage: Eukaryota; Viridiplantae; Streptophyta; Magnoliopsida; Caryophyllales; Amaranthaceae. Gene Ontology annotation, molecular function: transmembrane receptor protein tyrosine kinase activity; ATP binding.
GGGUAUCAAUUGGUAGAUCAAGGCGAGAUGAUAAUUUUAGUUGAAGAUUUGAAAGAAAAAGGAUAUUCAUGUAAACAAAAUUCAAGAAUUUUAGUUAACAACUUGAGGUUGAAGGAGAGAGGAAGAGAAAGAGACGUGAGAGAGAGAAAGGGGGCAACGUUUGAUUUUUUUUGGUCAGUGAAUGAGAGAGUUUUAAUUUUUUUUUUUUCCAAAAUAAUAGUUGGUCAGGUGACCAACAGGGACCACGUGUAGCUCCGCCACUGUAAGUGCUGAUAAUGGAAUCCAACUCACAUGAUUAAUAAUAUUUUGGGGUUUUAUUAGUAACGGAUAAAUUACCCACCGAGUAGAUGUAGCAAUGUCCAGCUCGAACCUAUAUUGCUUCAUCCGAGACCCGACUCACUAACCGGACAACAAAAACCUUGCACUAGAUCAUUUGGAGCGCCAAAUUCAAACCAUACCAAGUUCCCAACACAAUCACAUGUGGAUAGGCUUCAGUGGGACCACGCAAGCUCAACAACAGGCGCUGCUGGCGCAACAGUGAUUACAACUAAUAUCAGCUUAUCAUCUUCCCGACACUAUUGCUUUUGUUGUCCCAACAACGCGUUUUCCGCUCCUGAAAACGCCACCCUUUUCAAAAACAAACAAAUUAAGCUGUCUUUUGGAAAUUUCAAGGAAAAAUCCUCCUCCUCCAUCACCGCUACUCCAUUUCUCUCACUCAAUCUAUGUACUUUAUUGUCCUUUCAUGGUGCUUUGAUUGCGUCAAAAUAUUAGUCACCCAAUUCACUUAUUACGUCUUUUUCAACUGUUGUGAUUCUCUCUUACUAAAUUCAUUUCACUCACUCAACCAAUUCAACUACUGUGCUGUCGCUUUCUUGAACUAAUAUUCACCCUCAAUCUCAAUUCUUCAAUCGAUCGAAUGGUUCAAUAAAUUGCUUCAAAUUUGAAACCUUCAUAUUUAUAUUCUAAGAAAUCUGAAAACUACCCAGCUCGAAUUUUGCUUGAUUUCUGUUGAAUUUGGUUUCAUUUAUUGAAAAUUAGAUUGUUUUAGGAAUUGGGCUGCUCUUGGAAUUGAUUUUUAUGGUGAUCAUGUGUUUUUUAAAGUCCAAAUUUCAUUUCUGGUUGUUGUUUGCUUUGUGUUUGAUAAAAUGUUCCUUAGAAUUUGACCCAGAUGAUAAUCAUCUCAUAAAUUGUGGAUCACCCACUAAUGCUUCAGUGGGUAAUCGGGUUUUUUUGGGUGAUUCUAGUGUGAAUUCUAGUAUUGUUCUUUCAACUCCUCAUACAAUUUGGGCUAACACAAGCUCAAAUUCAAUCCCAUUUUCAUAUUCUUCAGACCUUUAUAAAACUGCCCAAAUCUUUACUGGUAGCUCCAACUACACCUUUUCUGUAUCCAAACAUGGCCGCCAUUGGGUUCGCCUUCAUUUCUUCCCCUUUGUAUACCAGAACUACAAUCUGAGCCAUGCCCACUUUUCAGUUUCAGCGUUGAAUUUCACCCUUUUGCGGAAUUUCCAAUCACAGGAAGAUAUUCCUGUGAUUAAAGAGUUUUGUCUGAACAUAACAUCAGAUAAAUUUGCUCUCAUUAUCACUCCAUCAUCCAAAUCUUUUGCGUUCCUGAAUGCAUUGGAAGUUGUUUCUGUUCCUGAUGAACUUAUCCCUGAUAGUGUUAAGACUAUUGACCCUCCUGGUUCUAGUGAAAACCUUGUGCACCAAGCCUUAGAGACAGUCUUUAGAGUGAAUAUGGGGAAUGUCACGGUUGACCCUCGAAACGAUACUCUCUCCCGACAGUGGAUACCUGAUGGUUCCUUUCUAAGAUCACACAAUCUGGUUCAGUUUUUGUCGCAGCCGCGAACUGUUAAUUACACAGAAGGUGGGACAACCAAAGAGAUUGCUCCUCCUUCAGUUUAUGGAACUGCCAGUAAGUUGAACUCUGAACUUGAUCCUACAUUGAAUGUUAAUCUCACUUGGUAUUUCGAUGUUGAUCCGGGUUUUAAGUAUCUGGUUCGAUUUCAUUUCUGUGAUAUAAUUAGCAAGUCAUCAGGUCAGCUGAUGUUUAAUGUUUAUAUCAACUCUUGGUAUGCUUAUAAACAUCUUGAUCUUAGUAGGGUAACAUCAAAUAAGCUGGCCUCUCCCUAUUAUCUAGAUGUUUUGAUGAGGGAAAGUCAUAGUAAUAUGCUCUCUGUGAGUGUUGGGACUUCUAGUGAUGCUAGUGUUUACCCCAAUGCCUUGCUCAAUGGGCUAGAGAUUAUUAAACUUAGUAAUUCGAGGGGAUUGUUGGAUGUUGAUCCUGAAUCUUUGAAGUCACGUUCGAAGGUCAAAGCUGGUCUGAUAGCUGGUAUAGCUGUUGGGGUUGUGUUUGUAAUUUUGAUUCUGGCUUCAGCUUUCUUCCUGGUAGUCAGAAGGAGAAAGCGGACACAAUGUGAUGUAUAUGGAAACAAAGUAGAUGGAACCCCCGAAUCUGGUUACCAAUUCUCUCUUGCUGCCAUUCGGAAGGCAACUGAUAACUUUAAUGAAAGCUUGGUCAUUGGAGUGGGAGGGUUUGGAAAGGUGUACAAAGGGGUGUUCGAGGACAAUAGAGAGGUUGCUAUUAAGAGGGGAAAUUCUGAUUCCCAACAGGGCCUUAAUGAAUUCCGGACUGAAAUUGAAAUGCUAUCACACUUCCGUCAUCGCCAUUUGGUGGCUCUCAUUGGGUACUGUGAUGAGCAGAACGAAAUGAUAUUGAUAUACGAGUACAUGGAAAAGGGGACGCUUAAGAGCCACUUAUAUGGCUCAGAUAAUCCUAGCUUGAGCUGGAAACAGAGACUUGAGAUAUGCAUUGGUUCAGCAAGAGGUCUUCAUUAUCUUCAUACAGGUUCUGCGAAGGCCGUCAUCCAUCGCGAUGUGAAGUCAGCAAACAUACUGCUAGAUGAGAACCUCAUGGCUAAAGUUGCAGAUUUUGGUCUAUCAAAAGCUGGUCCUGAUAUAGACAAGACACACGUCACCACUGCAGUGAAAGGAAGUUUCGGGUACCUAGAUCCAGAGUAUCUCAUAAGACAACAGUUAACUGAAAAGUCAGAUGUUUACUCCUUUGGUGUUGUCCUGUUUGAGGUUCUCUGUGGAAGGCCUGUAAUCGACCCAUCACUUCCUCGUGAGAUGGUGAAUUUGGUUGAAUGGGCAACAAAGUUACAAAAGAAAGGAGAAGUGGAGAAAAUUAUUGAUCCAAAUCUUGCUGAUCAAAUAAAAGUAGAGUCUUUGAAUAAGUUUCUAGAGACAGCUGAAAAGUGCUUGGCUGAAUGUGGUUUAGAUCGCCCUACAAUGGGAGAGGUGUUGUGGAAUUUAGAAUAUGCGCUGCAACUUCAGGAAGAUGAAGCCCCGUCAAUUGAAAGUGAUGACGUCUCGUUGCAAAUUGAUGAUGCUCGACCACUACAAACUCUUCCUUCAACCAGGCAAUAUAGCUUGGGAAGUGCAGGAGAUAUUGUUGACAUUUCAAUGAAUACAGUUUUCUCACAAAUGAGAAAUGGAAACUUGAAGUAGUAGUAGUCGUGCUAAUUUUCGCUCCAGUAUUCUUUCAAAUUGCACAGUAAUUUGUUGUUGUACAUAAACAUAUAGGAUUCGGUUUGGUUCAAUUCAUUCUUUAAUGUCUUUUUCAUUAGCUACAAAUUAAGAGUUGAUGCAGGCGAUUUUCUGCACAGAAGCAUUAUUCA